CAUGCGGGCGCUCCCGAUUUCCGUGCCACCUAGAUGAUAAGGUUAAUCGUCAUCAUCACUUAUAAGAACCACCAACACCGUCAAUAUCAUCAUCAAUAUCAUCAAAUAUUCCCAUGGCCAUCAUCACCACCAUCAUCAUGUUCUGCGCCCCACACUCGUAACCAAGCACGCGCAACAGAAUCCAGACCCCCACGCAGCCAGCAGCAUCCCAGCUCCCGAGAGCAAAAGGGCUGAAAAGGCAGAGUCCAGACCUCCAGCCGCCCACGAAACCGACGACGACAGUCAAACCGCCACCACAGCCCCGGGCAGCCCUGCGCGCCUGUUGUCGCGCCCACGU
Aplosporella prunicola CBS 121167 is the source of this 337-nucleotide messenger RNA. RefSeq lists its product as uncharacterized. NCBI's taxonomy places the organism in Eukaryota, Fungi, Ascomycota, Dothideomycetes, Botryosphaeriales, Aplosporellaceae. The record is from RefSeq and is a predicted model, not a curated record. The transcript has a single exon. Bases 34 to 234 code for a protein of 66 amino acids.